Lepisosteus oculatus (spotted gar) is the source of this 5908-nucleotide messenger RNA. Its product is annotated as myosin-1B. Lineage: Eukaryota; Metazoa; Chordata; Actinopteri; Semionotiformes; Lepisosteidae. The record is from RefSeq and is a predicted model, not a curated record. Gene Ontology annotation, molecular function: ATP binding; actin filament binding; microfilament motor activity. Gene Ontology annotation, cellular component: myosin filament; cytoplasm; myosin II complex.
AAUUGAGGAAUCCCGUAUUUCUUGCCUGGGAUCAGGGAGGUGACUUGCAGCAAUGAGUUCUGAUGCUGAGAUGGCCGUUUUUGGGGCGGCUGCCCCGUUUUUACGCAAGCCGGAAAGGGAAAGAAUUGAGGCGCAGAACAAACCAUUUGACGCCAAAACAGCUGUGUUCGUAACGGAGCCCAAGGAGGUUUACGUCAAAGGCGUUCUCCAGAGCAAAGAAGGGGGCAAAGCCACCGUCAAAACUGAGGCUGGGAAAACUCUAACAGUGAAGGAAGACCAAGUCUUCCAAAUGAAUCCCCCCAAGUUCGAUAAAAUUGAGGACAUGGCAAUGUUGACUCACCUCAAUGAAGCUUCUGUGCUGUACAACCUCAAAGAACGUUAUGCAGCAUGGAUGAUCUAUACCUACUCUGGGCUGUUCUGCGUUACUGUGAACCCCUACAAGUGGCUCCCAGUGUACAAUCAGGAAGUUGUAGCAGCCUAUAGAGGCAAGAAACGCCAAGAGGCUCCACCACACAUCUUCUCCAUCUCUGAUAACGCCUAUCAAUUUAUGCUCACAGAUCGAGAAAACCAGUCAAUCCUGAUCACUGGAGAAUCCGGUGCUGGAAAGACUGUGAACACGAAACGUGUCAUCCAGUACUUUGCCACAAUCGCAGCAAUUGGGGACAAGAAGAAAGAGCAAACCUCUGGCAAAAUGCAGGGAACCCUGGAAGAUCAAAUCAUUUCAGCCAACCCUCUGCUGGAGGCUUUUGGAAAUGCCAAGACAGUGAGGAAUGACAACUCCUCUCGCUUUGGUAAAUUCAUCAGAAUUCACUUUGGAACCACAGGAAAACUGGCUUCUGCUGAUAUUGAAACCUAUUUGCUUGAGAAGUCAAGGGUAACAUUCCAGCUUUCAGCAGAAAGAAGUUAUCAUAUAUUUUAUCAGAUUAUGUCAAACAAGAAGCCAGAGCUCAUUGAAAUGCUUCUAAUUACUACCAAUCCCUAUGACUAUCCUUACGUCAGUCAAGGCGAGAUCAGUGUUGCCAGCAUUGAUGACAGUGAAGAGCUGAUAGCCACAGACAGUGCUAUUGACAUUCUUGGAUUCACUCCUGAGGAAAAAGCUGGCAUCUACAAGCUGACUGGCGCUGUGAUGCACUAUGGUAACAUGAAGUUCAAGCAGAAGCAGCGUGAGGAGCAAGCCGAGCCUGAUGGCACUGAGGUUGCUGACAAAGCAGCAUACCUAAUGGGCCUGAACUCAGCAGACUUGCUCAAAGCCCUCUGCUACCCCAGAGUAAAAGUGGGGAAUGAAUAUGUCACCAAGGGGCAGACUGUGCAGCAGGUAUAUAAUUCUGUCGGUGCACUGGCAAAGUCUGUCUAUGAGAAGAUGUUCCUGUGGAUGGUCUUACGAAUCAACCAAAUGCUGGACACUAAGCAGUCAAGACAGUUCUUCAUUGGUGUCCUGGAUAUUGCAGGAUUUGAGAUCUUUGAUUUCAACAGCUUGGAACAACUGUGCAUUAACUUCACCAAUGAGAAGCUGCAGCAGUUCUUCAACCAUCACAUGUUUGUUCUGGAACAAGAAGAGUACAAGAAAGAGGGAAUUGAGUGGGAGUUCAUUGACUUUGGCAUGGACUUGGCUGCCUGCAUUGAACUCAUUGAGAAGCCAAUGGGCAUCUUCUCCAUCCUUGAAGAGGAGUGCAUGUUCCCCAAGGCCUCAGACACAACCUUCAAGAACAAGCUCUAUGACCAGCAUCUUGGCAAGUCCAACAACUUUCAAAAACCCAAGCCUGCCAAAGGCAAGGCUGAGGCCCACUUCUCCCUGGUACACUACGCAGGCACAGUGGACUACAACAUCAGUGGCUGGCUGGACAAGAACAAGGACCCCCUGAAUGAGUCUGUUGUGCAGCUGUACCAGAAAUCCUCCGUCAAACUGCUGGCUUUGCUCUAUGCCAGCUUUGCCUCUGCAGAAGCUGAGGGCAGUGGAGGAAAGAAGGGUGGUAAGAAGAAGGGCUCUUCUUUCCAGACGGUGUCUGCUCUCUUCAGAGAGAACCUGGGAAAGCUUAUGACAAAUUUAAGAAGCACCCAUCCUCACUUUGUACGUUGCAUUAUUCCCAAUGAGACCAAAACACCAGGAGCAAUGGAAAAUGCACUGGUCAUUCACCAGCUGAGGUGUAACGGUGUGCUGGAAGGUAUCAGAAUUUGCAGGAAGGGAUUCCCAAGCAGAAUCCUGUAUGGAGACUUCAAACAAAGAUACAAAAUUUUGAAUGCCAGUGCCAUCCCAGAGGGCCAGUUCAUUGACAGCAAGAAAGCUUCAGAGAAGCUAUUGGGAUCAAUUGAUGUUGAUCACACUCAAUAUAAAUUUGGGCACACCAAGGUAUUCUUUAAAGCUGGUCUAUUAGGCACCCUUGAAGAGAUGAGAGAUGAUAAAUUGGCUGCUCUUAUCACGUGCAUCCAAUCUCUGAGUCGUGGAUUCCUGAUGAGAGUCGAAUUCCAAAAGAUGAUGGAAAGAAGGGAGUCCAUUUUCACCAUCCAAUACAACAUCCGCUCAUUCAUGAAUGUGAAACACUGGCCAUGGAUGAAGCUGUACUUCAAGAUCAAGCCUCUUCUGAAGAGCGCAGAGGCUGAGAAGGAGAUGGCCAACAUGAAGGAAGAGUUUGCCAAGUGCAAGGAAGACCUGGCCAAAUCAGAAGCCAAGAGAAAGGAGCUUGAAGCCAAAAUGGUGACACUCCUGCAGGAAAAAAAUGAUCUGCAAUUGCAAGUGCAAUCAGAAACCGAAAAUCUCUCUGAUGCUGAAGAAAGGUGUGAAGGACUCAUCAAAAAUAAAAUCCAACUUGAGGCCAAAGUGAAAGAGAUAUCAGAGAGACUGGAGGAUGAAGAGGAAAUGAAUGCCGAACUGACAGCCAAGAAGAGGAAACUGGAGGAUGAGUGCUCUGAGCUCAAGAAAGACAUUGAUGACUUGGAGCUCACCUUGGCCAAAGUGGAGAAGGAGAAACAUGCAACUGAAAACAAGGUUAAAAACCUGACAGAAGAAAUGACUGCUUUAGAUGAAAGCAUUGCUAAGUUAACCAAGGAGAAGAAAGCUCUCCAAGAGGCUCAUCAACAGACUCUUGAUGAUUUGCAAGCAGAGGAGGACAAAGUCAACACUCUGACUAAAGCCAAGACAAAGCUUGAACAGCAAGUGGAUGAUCUUGAAGGUUCACUGGAGCAAGAAAAGAAACUCCGGAUGGACCUGGAGAGAGCCAAGAGGAAGCUGGAGGGUGAUCUGAAACUUGCCCAGGAAUCCAUAAUGGAUUUGGAAAAUGACAGACAACAAUUAGAAGAGCGACUAAAAAAGAAGGACUUUGAAAUCAGUCAGCUUCUCAGCAAAAUUGAAGAUGAGCAAACUGUGGGUGCUCAACUUCAAAAGAAGAUUAAAGAACUGCAGGCCAGAAUUGAAGAGCUUGAAGAGGAAAUUGAGGCUGAACGUGCUGCUCGGGCCAAGGCUGAGAAGCAGAGGUCUGAUCUCUCCAGGGAACUUGAGGAGAUCAGUGAAAGACUUGAAGAAGCUGGAGGAGCAACUUCUGCCCAGAUUGAGAUGAACAAGAAACGUGAAGCUGAGUUCCAGAAGCUCCGCCGUGACCUUGAAGAGGCCACUCUGCAGCAUGAAGCCACAGCUGCAGCUCUCCGCAAGAAGCAGGCUGACAGUGUGGCAGAAUUAGGGGAGCAGAUUGACAACUUGCAGAGAGUCAAACAGAAGCUGGAGAAGGAGAAGAGCGAGUACAAAAUGGAAAUUGAUGACCUCUCCAGCAACAUGGAAUCAGUUUCCAAGUCAAAGGCAAAUUACGAGAAGAUGUGCCGAACUUUGGAGGACCAGCUCAGUGAAUUGAAAUCGAAACAUGACGAGGAUAUUCGUCAAAUGAAUGAAAUGAGUACUCAAAGGGCAAGACUUCAAACAGAAAAUGGUGAAUUUUCACACCAACUGGAAGAAAAGGAUGCCUUAAUUACCCAAAUGACAAGAAACAAAGUGGCUUUCACUCAGCAAAUUGAAGAACUGAAGAGGCAACUUGAAGAAGAAACAAAGGCCAAGAACGCCCUGGCUCAUGGUCUCCAGUCUGCCCGCCAUGACUGCGACCUGCUCCGGGAGCAAUAUGAGGAGGAGCAGGAGGCCAAGGCUGAGCUGCAGCGCUCAUUGUCCAAGGCCAACAGUGAAGUGGCUCAGUGGAGGACAAAAUACGAGACUGACGCCAUCCAGCGCACUGAGGAGCUUGAGGAGGCCAAGAAAAAGCUUGCCCAGCGGCUCCAAGAUGCUGAGGAACAAAUUGAGGCUGUGAAUUCCAAGUGUGCUUCACUGGAAAAGACCAAGCAGAGACUUCAGGGUGAAGUGGAGGACCUCAUGAUUGAUGUGGAGAGAGCAAAUGUUCUAGCAGCUGCCCUUGAUAAGAAGCAGAGGAACUUUGACAAAAUUUUGGCAGACUGGAAGCAGAAGUUUGAGGAAAGCCAGGCUGAGCUGGAAACUGCUCAAAAAGAGUCUCGGUCUCUUAGCACAGAGCUUUUCAAGCUGAAGAACUCAUAUGAAGAGGCUCUGGAUCAUCUUGAAACUCUUAAAAGAGAGAACAAGAAUUUGCAACAGGAGAUAUCAGAUCUCACUGAACAGAUUGGAGAGAGUGGAAAGGUUAUCCAUGAAUUAGAGAAAUCCAAGAAGCAGGUGGAAUCAGAAAAAAUUGAAAUUCAGACUGCAUUGGAAGAAGCUGAGGCAUCUUUAGAACACGAAGAAUCCAAGAUCCUUCGUCUACAACUAGAACUGAAUCAAGUGAAAUCUGAGGUUGACAGAAAGAUUGCUGAAAAGGAUGAGGAAAUGGAGCAGUUGAAGAGAAACCAUCAGAGGAUUGUGGACUCCAUGCAGACUGCUCUUGAUGCAGAAAUCAGGAGCAGAAAUGAUGCCCUAAGAGUUAAGAAGAAGAUGGAGGGAGAUCUCAAUGAGAUGGAAAUUCAGCUGAGCCAUGCCAACCGUCAGGCUGCUGAAGCCCAGAAACAACUGAGGAAUGUCCAAGGACAACUCAAGGAUGUCACAAUUCACUUGGAUGAGGCCAUCAGAACUCAAGAAGACCUUAAGGAGCAGCUUGCAAUGGUGGAGCGCAGGAACAGCUUGAUGCUGGCAGAGAUUGAAGAAAUGAGAGCUGCCUUGGAACAGUCAGAGAGAGGUCGUAAGGUCGCUGAGCAGGAACUGCUUGAUGCAAGCGAACGAGUACAACUGCUACAUUCCCAGAACACUAGCCUCAUCAACACAAAAAAGAAACUUGAGACUGACGUAAGUCAGCUACAAGGUGAAGUGGAUGAUGCCAUACAGGAAGCAAGGAAUGCAGAAGAAAAAGCCAAGAAAGCUAUUACAGAUGCUGCUAUGAUGGCAGAGGAGCUAAAGAAGGAGCAGGACACCAGCGCUCACCUGGAGAGAAUGAAGAAGAACCUGGACAUCACAGUGAAGGACCUGCAGCACCGUCUGGAUGAGGCUGAGCAGCUGGCAAUGAAGGGUGGAAAGAAACAGCUCCAGAAGCUGGAGGCCAGGGUGCGCGAGCUGGAGAAUGAGCUCGAAGCUGAACAAAAACGUGGAGCUGAGGCCAUUAAAGGUGUCCGAAAAUAUGAGAGAAGAGUCAAGGAGCUCACUUAUCAGGCUGAAGAAGACAAAAAAAAUGUUCUUAGACUUCAAGACCUUGUAGAUAAGCUACAACUGAAAGUGAAGGCUUACAAGAGACAGGCUGAAGAAGCUGAGGAACAGGCCAAUACCCAUCUCUCCAAGUUCAGGAAGGUGCAGCAUGAGCUGGAAGAAGCUGAUGAACGUGCUGACAUCGCCGAGUCCCAGGUCAACAAGCUGAGAGCCAGAAGCCGUGAUAUUGUGUCCAAGGUUAGUGUCCAUUAUUUUUCAAAAGGUGCCAUACACUGCUGAUACUUUCAUAUUUCU